AGCUCGUGACCAGACCUUUAAAGAUGUCCCUUGUGGCUUUCUUUCCACACUUGGUUGAAUGUACUGCUGACUUGAGGAAGUGUUUUAAAGACCUCUUCAUCUGUGUUGGACUGGCUUAUGCUUUUAAUUCAUCGAUGAACAGUUUGCACAAAGAGAGGAAUGGACUUUGCUCUAUGACAUACUUGCUUCAUCAUGUAGACUUUAUUCACUUCCACCCCACUCAUUCUACUCACUGGUGUACUGAGAACUUGGUAAAAGAAGAGGAAGAAGAAAAAGAAGAUGGAAGCAAUUCAGUCUUGGGUCUCAGAGCACAAGCUGACCAGCAUUGGAAUUGGGCCGUCACUAGCUUAUUCAUGCAAGGCUAGGAUACACGCACAAGCCUUGACAUUGGCAGUACUCUCUGGCGCAGCCGCCUACCGUGGAGAAGCAUACAGCGCACCAAGGAGAGAAUCCAUCUUCAAAGUCAUUAGAGAGAGAUCUUAGACAUGUAUAUUCUCUGACGGAAGGCAAAAAAUUUGGAGUUUGAUUAGGAUUUGAUGGAAAAGACUAUUGCUCUUGCCUUGGCAACUGAGUAAAACCAAUUCGGUUCAUCUUUGUGUAGUCUUGUUGAGACAUAUGCUGAAACUUUAGCAAGUCAUGGGCUUUUAACAACAGCAAUGGAGUACCUUAAGGUUUUUGGCUCCCAUGACCUGUCACCUGAACUUGUGAUCUCAAGGGAUGGGAUGACACUUUACAGAACUUGGUACGUGUGUUUGGUAAUAUCUU
Messenger RNA from Corylus avellana, 765 nucleotides. The record is from RefSeq and is a predicted model, not a curated record. Lineage: Eukaryota; Viridiplantae; Streptophyta; Magnoliopsida; Fagales; Betulaceae.